Molecule: messenger RNA, 2526 nt
Organism: Epinephelus fuscoguttatus (brown-marbled grouper)
Lineage: Eukaryota; Metazoa; Chordata; Actinopteri; Perciformes; Serranidae
Product: netrin-4
Exons: 10
Coding region: 411-2360 (649 amino acids)
Biological process (GO): basement membrane assembly; substrate adhesion-dependent cell spreading; cell migration
Cellular component (GO): laminin trimer
Molecular function (GO): protein binding
Source: RefSeq, a predicted model, not a curated record
GCGACACAGAGCUCUCAGAUUGGCUGUGAAUUAAUUAAAACAAUUACAUAGAUUAAUUAGCAUAUAAAAGAACCAAUCAUUUUCAUUUAAAUCACUUUUUAUUGCGCACAAUGGAUAAUGGAAACAUCUGUCAAAUGGAAAUUAGUAACAUUCCCUUAUGGACUAACCAAUGAUCCAUCUUUUGCUGCAAAGGGGACGCACAAUCUUCCGUCAGUGGAAGCUGUUCCUGAGGAUGCUUUGAACUUCAAGGAUUUCUUCCAAUAUCAGAAAACAAUUACUCUUGGAUUCAUCUUUGCGCAUUGCGUAAUUGGCAGGGAAAUGCGCUUGUUCGCUAAACAUAAUGUUGGGACCAAUCUCUACUGGAAGGCGUUUAUCGCACCGUGUAUGUUGUGAGCACAGCAGAAGCAAGGAUGAGAAGGUUUAGCAUGGUUUGGAAAGGUCAACAUCAAAUGUUGGUGGCGCUCUGCUGGCUGCUGUUGGUUGUGACGAGGAGCGGAGCAGGUGAGGACGUUUCCAGAUGUGUGGACCAUGCCUGCAGUCCACCCAUUGGAAACCUGGCGAGUGGCAGGACCCUCCUCACCCACUCAAGCUGCUGUGAGAACAGCUCCUCCCACCACGGCCCUUGCCCCCAUCCUCCUGUGACUCCCCACCCCUGCCUCAAGGACACCCACCCAUCUGCUCACAUGACCGAUGACCCGUUCUUGCAUCCAGAUACCUGGUGGGCAUCAGGUGCAGGGUCCACCACACAGGAGCAGCAGGAUGAGAUCCGGUUGGACCUGGAAACACAGUUCUGUCUGUCCCACGUUGUUUUGGUGUUCAGGUCACCGCGGCCUGCUGCCAUGGUCAUCGAGCGCUCAGCUGACUUUGGAAAGACGUGGGAAACUCUUAAGCUCUUUGCACACAAUUGCAGUGCGGAGUUUGGUUUGCCUGAUGAUUUUACUCAGCCAGGCUCGUUGUGUACAUCUCGGUAUACCAGUGCUACACCCUGCAGAGGGGGGGAGGUCAUAUUACGGACACUAGACCCCAACAGUGCUAAAGCACUGGAUGCUUACAGUCCAGAGGCCCUCGCCCGCCUCACCCUCACUAACCUCCGCAUCAGACUGCUAAAACCUCAGAGCUGUCCGGCACCUCCAAAUCCCCCUGCAGAAUGGACAAGCCACACAGCCUCAGCUCUGACUUCCUUAUCCACCGCAGAAAGCCCAGACUCAGCACCUUAUGCUAUUUAUACUUUACUAGCCAGAGGGACGUGCCUGUGCCAUGGACAUGCUGAGUAUUGUGUACCACACAACAACAGCCAAGACACUAGACAGGACAGCAACAUGGUGUCCGGUAGGUGCCUGUGUACUCACCACACAGUGGGGGAUCACUGUGAGAAGUGUGCUCUGCUCUACAAUGAUCGUCCCUGGAGGCCUGCCAACAGCAGCAGCGGGGAGUCCAACCCGUGCCAGAAGUGCCAGUGCCACGGUCACGCAGAUAGCUGUCACUUCUCUCAGCGGGCAUGGCUUUCUUCCGGCGGUACCAGUGGGGGCGUUUGUGAUGACUGCAGACACAACACUGUCGGGCGCAGGUGCCAGCGCUGUCGCCACGGCUACCACCGCCACCCAUCCCUGCCACUCAACUCCCCCCAUGCCUGCACACGCUGCUGGUGUGAUCCACAGGGCUCUUUGCCUCCUCGUGCUGGAGAGGAGGGACACUGGUGCCAUCCUAGAAGCGGGCAGUGCCACUGCAAACCUGGUGUGGGCGGCACAAGCUGCAGCCACUGCCUGCCUGGUUAUUGGGGUUUUGGAGAGGAGGGCUGUAAACCCUGUGUCUGCCCUCACAGCUGUGAUCCAACCACUGGGCAGUGUCUAAGCAGCUACUCACAUAAUCAAGUGUUCAAUGUGCCCAUUGGUGGAAAAAUCCCUGAUCUGGAUCACAUGUUCACAAUAGAAGAAGAUGUACAGUGGUCGAAGGAGCUUGCAGUCUCUGCUCUGCAUUACACAGGAAAGUGUAGCUGUAAGGAGAGAAAGCUGAGAAGUGCGUCUGACCUCUGUAAGACCAAACAUGAUUAUGUGAUCAAAGCCAGUGUGCUGUCUGCUCAUGACAAAGGCAGUCAUGCGGAAGUGCAGGUCAAAGUUCGCAAGGUUCUUCAAUCAGGCCAAGUGGCGCUCUCCUUGGGGACCAUCAGCAUCUAUCCUCUGUCCUGGACCAGCCGUGGCUGCACCUGUCCUAUCCUUAACCCAGGUAUGGAGUACCUGCUGGCAGGCCCAGAGGAGGCCAGGACAGGCCGUCUGCUGGUUACCAUGCAGAGUGUGGUGGUCCCAUGGACACCCCGACUUGGUCUUCUUGUAUCAGAGGGCCUGAGGAAUGGAUGUCCAUGAACCAUAUGAUCCAAGGAAAGGCAGGGCAGACUUAAGAGGAUUUCACAAGGCAGUUUGAGUCAGUGGACAAUUCAGAAAGGGGACUGAAAAAUCACCGGACAACAUGCCCUGUCACCAGGAAGAAAUAAUCCACAAGUCAAACUCAUGAUCAGUCUGGGUCACAAUA